CUGAUUUAUUAGUGGUUGCUAUUUUUGGCCUGUCCGGUAAAGUCUAUACGUGUAUCUUCAUAAAAGAAACGGUUGAGAUUAUGAUGUGUUGUCAGGAGCAGUUCGCCUAUGCAAUGAUUUCCGUCAUGUAUUUCGUGAUUGGCGGGAAAAGGCGGACAGUGAAGUUCAAACAUUCGCUAUGUUAGUGCGGUUAUGUUGACUUAGUGUCAUAAUGUUCGUGAUGAUAAUUUGCUGUGAUCUGAUGUAGACAUAGAGCGGCGCCAGAUUGUAGUGCUAACACUGCAGAACUGAAGCCAUGGACCAGGACCCAACUAUGUGGAUAAAAAAAGAGGAAACAGAUGAAGUAAAAAUUGAGUUACACUCCAUGUUUCUUGAAGACCCAUUAAAGACUGAAGGACCUAGUGUUUUGGUAAAGCAAGAUCCUGAAGUGAAACAACAUGCUGAUGGAUCAGAGCAUAAUUCUGUUAAAGAUCCAUUUGGAAUAUCUUGGUCCACUGAUUUUAUCAAGGAGGAUCCUGAAUUGAAUUUGGAAAUUGUCACUGAGGAUAUUGUGGAAACCUCAACAAGAUACACAUAUGAUAGUGCAAGAUUGACUCGGAGUACUGGUGGGAGCUGUGGCAUAUUAUGUGAGGAAACUUAUCACCAUGGGCUAGUCCAGGAUAAGUUGGUGAUAGACAUGAAGACGUCAACACACGAGUUGGGUCCCAGUACAGAAGAUGUGAUUAUUGAUAAGGAGUCCUCAGUUGCUACCCAAUAUGACUGUAGUACAAGGGAAAAGGAAUAUCAUGUAUAUAGCUGUAACUUCUGCCGACAAAGCUUUCCUUCCAAAUACAGACUCAUAAUGCAUGUGUUUGUGCACAUUGAUGGUACGCAACCACCUUUGUAUGUUUGUAAGUGGUGUGGUGAGGUAUUUCACAGUAAUGUUAGUUUGAAAAAACAUUUGAGAAUGAGUGAGAAUUCUGUCUUACCUGCUAGCAACCAUGAAAAAUAUGGCGAUAGUGAUCAUCAUCAAAGCAGUAUCUUCUUGGAUAGUGAGCGAGAAGUUUCUGUUACAGAACACAAUGAGCAGUCUUCGUGUAAGGAAACUUCAAAAGCUUCAAAGAAGUCCUCUAAUGACAGGCGUUACACACAUAUGAGAAAUGAUACGGAUAAAUCAAAUGAUUAUGGAGCUUCAUCUACAGCUGUUAAUGUCACUCCCCAGGCUGAGCUACUUACUGCAAACAGAACCCACAAAUGUGAUAUUUGUGGCAAAUUGUUUGCUAGGUCAUGUCAUCUGAAGACUCACUUAUUAAUUCACACUGGAAAGAAACCUCACAAAUGUGAAAUGUGUGGGAAAUCUUUUACUAUGUUAAGUGAUCUCAAGAAACACACAUUAAUUCACACUGGAAAGAAACCUCACAAAUGCGAGAUUUGUGGGAAAUGUUUUACUAUGUUAGGCUAUCUUAAGAAACAUACAUUCUUCCAUACUGGAAAGAAACCUCACAAAUGCGAGGUUUGUGGGAAAUCUUUUGCUAUAUCAUGUGAUCUCAAGAACCACACAUUAAUUCACACUGGAAAGAAAGCACACAAAUGUGACAUCUGUGGGAAAUCUUUUACUACGUCAAGCAGUCUCAGGGCACAUGCUUUCAUUCACACUGGACAGAAACCUAACAAAUGUGUUAUUUGUGGGAAAUCUUUUGCUUUGUCAGGCAAUCUCAAGAAACACACAUUAAUUCACACUGGAAAGAAACCUCACAAAUGUGAGAUUUGUGGGAAAUCUUUCGGUAUGUUAGGCACUCUCAAUAGGCAUGCAUUAAUUCACAGUGGAAGAAAGCCUCAUAAAUGUGUAAUCUGUGACAGAAGUUUCACUCAAUUGAGUACGCUCAAGACACAUGCAUUACUCCACUUGAGAAAGAAACAAGUAGGUGUUAGUUUAAGCAAAUAGGUAUCCCUGGUUGGUGCUCUCAAGGCCUGUAAAAUAAUGGAUGUAGCAGGGAUACAAUAAAUGGUAAUGGCUGUGAAAUAACAGUAUAAUGUGGUAGAAUUGUGAAAAAAUGUGUAAUUAUGUGUACUUUAGAGCGGUAGCAGAUAAAAUGGCAAUAUAAAAAUCCGUAUCUGCAGCUUGAAAUGUCAAGAAAUUGUAUUGCUAAAUAUGCCUCAAACGUGAAUCAAAUAUGUUUGUCAUUAACACUGCUAUUUUUUCCUAUCGAUCUUGAGACAAGAGGAUUCUGAAUUGUGAUAAAUCCUUACCUUUGUCAGUAAUUAUAAGUAGCAUGCAAUAUUCAGUAUAAGGCCAAGGAAAUGUCAUGACUUUCUGAUUAUUAUCCCUAACAUAGUCAUCAUGUAUUACUUGUAACUCUGCAUUUUAGAAACAAUGUUAGCAAUUGGGUACCCAUAUAUUAUGACAGUUCCUUCACUCAGGCUAGUAAACUCAACACUGGAGAAACAUGAUUAUGGCAAUUAUUUUACACAGGUAUGUUUUCUCAAGAGAUUUGCUCUGUGUGUCAUUAAUAGUGUAUACAUUUGUUCUGUUAGUACUAAUCCUGCAUUAGUAAAUGUAACAACAAAUAUAACAACCUGCUUAAUAGCAUGAAUGUCCACGUUUGGAACACAAUGCGUAGACAGUUCUACAUGGUAGGGACUUGACAAGUUGUUUACAUGUUUCUGGAAGUAUGUUGCACCAGAUGUUUUAUUAAA
Schistocerca piceifrons (Central American locust) is the source of this 2676-nucleotide messenger RNA. Its product is annotated as zinc finger protein 724-like. The record is from RefSeq and is a predicted model, not a curated record. Gene Ontology annotation, molecular function: DNA-binding transcription repressor activity, RNA polymerase II-specific. The transcript has 6 exons. The coding region runs from base 296 to 1924 and encodes 542 amino acids. Gene Ontology annotation, biological process: negative regulation of transcription by RNA polymerase II; regulation of cytokine production; regulation of immune system process. NCBI's taxonomy places the organism in Eukaryota, Metazoa, Arthropoda, Insecta, Orthoptera, Acrididae.